AUGACUGCUGUGGCAUCUCCUCCAAGUGUGCAAUCUGGCCCGCGUAUAGGAUGGUAUCCUACUAGUAACGGCGGUCAGGGUGGAUUUUCCUCUAUCAACGGUGACGAGGUUUCACGCCCAUUUAUGAUCCGGAAAAGUGUUCAGCGAACGAAUUCUUCCUCGUCUAUUUCAUCAACUUCAUCUUCGUCUACAUCUACCGUACGCCCACAGCCACUUAGUAAUGGUGGGCCGCCGCAGCCCACACCCGAAUCGAAUAACGCAGGCCCUGCAAAAAAACAGCCGAGAUAUAUCUGGUCUGGGUCAAAGGCGGAGCCUGUUUCGGCGGUGACGAAUGCCCGCCCUCAAGCCGUUUCUGCACCACCCACCAGAUCUGCUGCUUCCUCAGCCAUGUCUGCUCUACAACAACCAUCUCCCGUUGUCCCAUCUCCGCAUGGAAUUGCCCCACCGCAGCAAAAUGGUGUCCGUGGCCCGAAUAGACCUGCGCCAAGCGAACCCACGGCAAUCUUGAGCUUGGUGCCACUAAAUGGCACAUUCGAAAGAAAGCAGAUUACUGUCCCAUAUUUCCCAGAUGUGCUUCGGAUGGGGAGGCAGACAAAUGCUAAGACCGUCCCGUCGGCUGUUAACGGCUAUUUUGAUUCCAAGGUUUUGUCAAGGCAGCACGCAGAUAUCUGGGCUGAUAGACAAGGAAAAAUAUGGAUUCGCGAUGUCAAGUCUUCAAACGGAACAUUUGUUAAUGGACACCGUCUCUCUCCCGAAAACAGAGAAUCGGAGCCUCAUGAGUUACGGGAGCACGACACCCUUGAGCUGGGAAUUGAUAUCGUUAGUGAGGAUCAAAAGUCUAUUGUUCAUCACAAAGUAUCUGCAAGAGUAGAACAUGCUGGGGUCUAUGGUCCUCAUAUGAACAUUUUGGAUCUAAAUUUUGGUGACAUAGAUCCUACGUCUGGCGGUGGUUUAUUUCCUCAUCACCUAAGUCAACCUUUAAACCAUACACGAACCCGACAGAGUAGCACCUCUUCAGCUGGAAGCUCCAGGACUGCCACAGGAACCAAUGGCCCACAACUAAACGCCUUACAGCAACAACGCCAAAUGAACUAUUGGCUGUCUCCAAUAUCCAUUGAGCAGGUGGUCAAGAAACUUACAGUUAGAACAUUUAAACCCCAUUCCUGUCACUCUCAGCUGACCAUAGAUUCACAGGCCGAAAUGAAACAAGCAAAAUACCAUACCCAAGACCUGACCAAAACAAAUGACUUCGUGUCGCAUUUAGCAUCGCGUGACGGUUUGGAAAAAGAGCGCAUAAAACCUUCCCCUACUGAUGCCCUUCCGGCAAGCCGCCAGAUCAACGGACGACCUAAAGUUCAUAGAAACGAUUCAUUUUCCCGGUUUUCUGAACCACCCGCUCCUCCUCCACAGCAACCAUUACCAGAGAAGCCCGAUGUAGCUUCCCGUUCCAAUCCUCCUUCAGUAGUUUCUAGCUCGCCAUUGAAGCGAUCUGACACAGAGAAAUCAAGGUCACCUGCAAACUCAGUUCGCGAAUCCAGUCAGAUAUUAUCGCUUAUAGAAGCCCUGACUAUUGCCAAGAAAGAGUUGGACUUACAAGGAGCUCGGGUCAGAGAACUAGAGGACCUUCUCCGCCACGAGCGAAUAGCUCGUGAAACCGCUGAGGAGCGUGCCCGAACAAUAGAAAAUGAACGUUCAGAAUUAGCACCAGAAAUCGUACCUGAGCCGGAAACUAUUAAAGAUGACGACGAGAUUUCUGUUACUACUGUCGUCGAAUCCGUUGAUGAAACGGAAGCCAAGAUGCCAGUGGAGCCCGAACCACAAACUCACGCGCCAGCGCUGGAAUCUGUCACUACGGAACUACAACUUCGCCUAAAUACUUUAAUGUCUGAAAUGGAUGAGAUGCGUAAGGAGGUUGAUAAAUACAGAAGCUCAGCGCAGCGAGCAGAAGAUGAUGCGGCACAAAGUCGAAAAACGCUUGCAGAAAUGGUUGAAAACGUUCGCCGGGAACGAGCAGAAGCGGCAGUGACAAGUACAUCGGAACUCGGCGGGCUGGAUAUCACAAGCAACAGCAACGCGGUAUCAGAGAAGGGGGACGAACCCAUCAGUAACGAUGUCAUGGAUGCCCUUUCGAUGCGCUGUCGAUCCCUAUCACCCACCCGCAUGCAAGAAUUAGAGCGCGCAGCCGUCGCGUUUGCAGAAGAGCGACAAAGGCCCAGCAUAUUUGAGCACUCUGCCCCAUACGCCUCGAUGAUUGGCGUUGUUUUACUGGGAGUCGGAAUAAUGGCAUACUUGAAUGGAUGGCCGAAAGGAGAUAGAUAG
Ophidiomyces ophidiicola is the source of this 2319-nucleotide messenger RNA. RefSeq lists its product as uncharacterized. The transcript has a single exon. The record is from RefSeq and is a predicted model, not a curated record. Lineage: Eukaryota; Fungi; Ascomycota; Eurotiomycetes; Onygenales; Onygenaceae. Bases 1 to 2319 code for a protein of 772 amino acids. Gene Ontology annotation, molecular function: protein binding. Gene Ontology annotation, cellular component: cytoplasm.